Kockovaella imperatae is the source of this 1080-nucleotide messenger RNA. RefSeq lists its product as hypothetical. The transcript has 2 exons. Bases 1 to 1080 code for a protein of 359 amino acids. The record is from RefSeq and is a predicted model, not a curated record. NCBI's taxonomy places the organism in Eukaryota, Fungi, Basidiomycota, Tremellomycetes, Tremellales, Cuniculitremaceae.
AUGUACUCUUCUCCUCCCCCUUCAUCCCCCUUUGCAUUCUCACCUCCUGGAUCCUCGACGAGAAAACGAGCGGCUGAAACCGAGCCACUUGAACCGCAUAAUGACAAGAAGCGGAGGCCAAAUUUAGCCAAUGGAUUCUCUGGUUUAUCCAUCUCUCCGCGUUUGAAUCGAUCCGUAUCGCCCAUACCGAGCUAUGAAGAGUCUGAAGCGACCAAACAUGAGGUGGACGAAGACGAUGGGAGGAAUCUGAAGCCAGUGGGAUUCGACUAUGAAGAUGAUAAGAGGGAUGUUCGGGUAGAAGAAUUGCCUGAACGAUCCACCUCUGAAUGGACCAGAGACUCUACGACGUCGUCUUCGACCUCGUCCCGGGAAGCAGAUGAUUCCGAUACGACCUUUCGACCUAUUCAACGGACUAAACGUCGUUAUGCUAGAGUCGCUCAGCAAGCGGACUCGGUAGAGCAACCAGAUGACGCAGUUGAUCCUACUGGACAAGACUUACACGUGGUGGACAUGGAUCCAUCCCAGGAUAUGGGUAGUGCCCGAAGGAAAAGGAGGAGAAAGCACAGAGACGGGGUUAUGGAUAUGGAUAGUGAUGAUGAACCGCCACCGUCGAGGUCACGACGGAAAACAAAAUGGCAUGAACCGGAAAAAGAUCGUAUCAUCAUCACGUCUCUUGGUUCUUCGGACUCGGAGGUAUCUCCUGAAUCAACUCCCUCCCCCGAGACCAGGCGUAGGUACCUAUCACAGCCUGGCGCCCAGGGUUUCACCCUUUCUCCAUCCCUUCUCACCCAUCUCUUGAACUCAUCUCAAUCCUUACCUCGACCUCCUGCUGAGAAAGGUUUGGUUCUCUAUCGAUCUAUGCCCAUCCCGUCAGAUCAAAUUGUCAACGAAUGGCACGGCCACCCGAACAUUGGACACGAAAAUGAUUCAUUGAGGUUUGAAGAGAUCGACGAUGAUGAGAUCGCAGAGACGGGAGAUGUUACCAUGGAAGGGAGCAAUGGUGGUGGUGGUGGUAAUGCUGGCAUUGGCAGUGGCAGUACAGUCACUGAGGCGGCAGACGAAGCUAUGGAAAUAGAAUAG